AUGCGACACGAUACAAUGGCUCAUUCUCAUAUCACCAAUGAUGAUCGUGAUGUUGGCGAUGCAAAGCUCGAUCAUACAGGCGAGUGGGAGCUGGUCGACCUAUGCCGCUGCCAUGAGAGCGAUGACGAUGACGACCACUGUCGUGAUGACCGCUGCCGCUACAAUGGCGCCUGUAACAGCAUCUCGGAUGGUGUCGUCGAUGCUGGCCCAGCAGCUGCAGCACAGGUCGCCAACCCAGUACCAACUCGCAUCCUGGACUUCAUUCAGGCCGCGAUUGACAAGACAGUGGCCGUCGGCCGCACUAUCGCCGCCCUCGACGUACCGCUCGCGCAGCUCCUCACUGCCGCCCAGCACGAUGUCAACAAUAAUGAUAACGAUGAUAAGCACGACGGAGGCGACGAUGGUCAUGACAAGGAUGAUAACGACGGUAGGGACAAGGCACGCGAACACCAGCGCAAGGCGGCGGCUAUACAGCUCGAGCUUGACAAGGCGCGCCUCGUACAGGCGACGCUCGAGUCUAUCGACCACAUGGGUAGCCCGCACGUACAGCUCCCGGCGUGCAGCCGCAACAGCAAGUCGCCCGACGACAGCUUCGGCACCACCACAGACCCUACAGUCAUAAUCCUGGUGGCGAUGAGCCAGCCGUUCCGUGAUGCCUUGAACGAGGCCGCCCAGCAGUACCUGUACGCGUCCGACGGCGAGGUGGCCCGGGUUUCAAUCUUCGACUUUGAGUAUAAGAGCCCGGGUAAGGUCAUCCGCGGUGGCGAUGUGCGGCUCGCGGUUAUGGCGAUGCAGUAG
Molecule: messenger RNA, 798 nt
Organism: Phaeoacremonium minimum UCRPA7
Lineage: Eukaryota; Fungi; Ascomycota; Sordariomycetes; Togniniales; Togniniaceae
Exons: 2
Coding region: 1-798 (265 amino acids)
Source: RefSeq, a predicted model, not a curated record